CAUAUUAUUCUAUAUUCAAAUCUUACCCAGUUGAAUGUUUGAACCAGAAAAUGCAUGAACGACAAUCUGUGAAAUCGGUAAGAACACGUUUUCCAUAACAAACAAAAUAACAAAUCCUGUUUCCUUUUAACAACACUUCUUGUUCCUUUGUAAAUGUAACACAACACAAUCUCUUCAGUACAAAAAUUUCAUCUUUGUGUUUUUUUUUGUUCUUGCUUCAAAUUUUCCAUUACCCUUUUCAAUGGAACCGUUGAUUUCUCUCAAGGGUCACUUUCAUGUCUUCCCUUCAUUCUCUUCAAACCCCAGAACCACUAUUCCUCCAACUCAAGUCAUUACGUAUAGAAAAAACUCAAUUUUUACGUUAUCUGUUCGAGCACAGGUGGAUCCAAAUGAAGGUUCGGCUACAAUAGCCACAUCUGGUGAAUCUGUGGUUGAAGCUCUCAAAGUUAAGGAAUGGGAAGUAGGAAUGUUUCAUAAUGAGGUUGCUGCUACCCAAGGAAUAAGAAUAAGGAGAAGACCACCAACUGGACCCCCUAAUCAUUAUGUAGGACCUUUUCAAUUCCGGUUGCAGAAUGAGGGCAAUACACCGCGUAACAUCUUGGAAGAGAUCGUGUGGAACAAGGACAACGAAGUCGCACAACUCAAAGAAAGAAAACCCCUUAUUACGAUUAGCAAGGCCCUUGGAAAUGCACCUCCUGUUCGGGAUUUUAUCGGGGCUCUAAGGGCGGCUAAUGAGCGAACUGGAUUGCCGGGAUUGAUUGCUGAAGUGAAGAAGGCUUCACCAAGUAGAGGCAUCUUGAGAGAAAAUUUUGAUCCUGUUGAAAUUGCUCAAUCUUAUGAGAAAGGUGGAGCAGCAUGUCUGAGUGUUCUAACAGAUGAGAAGUAUUUUAAGGGAAGCUUUGAAAAUUUGGAGUUAAUAAGAAAUGCUGGAGUAAAGUGCCCUUUGUUGUGCAAAGAAUUCAUCAUAGAUGCUUGGCAGCUCUACUAUGCUCGAUCGAAAGGUGCAGAUGCAGUGCUUCUAAUUGCUGCUGUUUUACCUGAUCUUGACAUCAAAUACAUGGUUAAGAUAUGCAAAUUACUUGGACUGACAGCUCUUGUUGAGGUGCACGAUGAGAUGGAAUUCGAUCGUGUUCUUGGAAUAGAGGGCGUUGAGCUUAUUGGCAUCAACAACCGUAAUCUUGAAACAUUUGAGUUAGAUAUCAGCACCACGAAGAAGCUUCUUGAAGGAGAGCGAGGCAAAAUAAUCCGUGAGAGAAACAUAAUUAUGGUUGGGGAAUCUGGUCUUUUCACACCUGAAGAUAUUGCUUAUGUACAAGAAGCAGGAGUUAAAGCUGUUUUGGUGGGAGAGUCUAUUGUGAAACAAAGUGAUCCUGGAAAGGGAAUUAGCAAUCUCUUUGGCAAAGAUAUAUCUGUUUGAGUUGGCUUCAUUACAUAGGAGAUGAAAUUAAGGUUCUUCAUCUUGUGCCUUUUGUAUUUGCUUGUACUCAAUUAUCAAAGUCUUGUCAGCAGCAAACAUGUACCAAAACAUCUUUUUGCGUUGACAGUUUUUCAUUACAUAUUAUAAUAAGGUUUUACACUUAUGGUUAUUGUUUCUGUGAUAUUUUUCCCACUUAUGUUGGUUUUAAUGUUAGCAUUUUGUUUUGGCGUA
Medicago truncatula (barrel medic) is the source of this 1648-nucleotide messenger RNA. Its product is annotated as indole-3-glycerol phosphate synthase, chloroplastic. Gene Ontology annotation, biological process: L-tryptophan biosynthetic process. The transcript is spliced from 10 exons. The record is from RefSeq and is a predicted model, not a curated record. Lineage: Eukaryota; Viridiplantae; Streptophyta; Magnoliopsida; Fabales; Fabaceae. Bases 242 to 1417 code for a protein of 391 amino acids. Gene Ontology annotation, molecular function: phosphoribosylanthranilate isomerase activity; indole-3-glycerol-phosphate synthase activity.